ACAGUACACUGACGAGUGGUGUAUCUUGGCCCCGGCAAAGCUCUUUGACUCGGAAGCUUUCAGCUGUUUUCCAUUCUAAGGGAAGGAAGGACUACAAACCUCGUAGCGGCAAGCGGCGUGCAGUGUAGCGGCUAGCGUUGCGGUAGUGCGGUGUGCUGUGUCGUAUUGAUUUUGCUGCAGUUGUUAUCUCCCGAUUAGCGAAACUGUUUAUUGUUUAUUUUUGUGCUGCGUAAUCUCGUCAGCUGCGAACCGUGUGACGAAUUUGCUGACUGGUCAACUGGAGCAACGAACGCCGUAGUCUUCACGCCGACUUUUCAGUCUACACGUAGGCGACCCAGGAAGUGACGCUGUCUCCGCGAGCCCCCUGCCGCCGCCAUGAGGAACCACAGCGCUGGGACCGCUGUACCGGGCGGUGCUGUCUACAAGGAUGUCGUGGUUGUGGGUAACGGCCCGGCGGGCGUGAUGCUGUCCUACAUGCUGGCGGGCCACGCGCCCUACUACACGGGCCAGCCGCACCCCGCCGACGAGAUGCUGACGGCGCGGCUCAGGGCGACCCCCCGGGAGCGCUCCCUGCUGGAGCAGGACCUGCACUUCCUGUCGCAGGGGCUGGAAGGGCGGUCGCGCAGCCCCGUGUCGCUGCUGGCGGACAUGCUGGCGCACCCCUGCGCCGACCUGGGACUGGACCACCCCUCGCUGCUGGAGUGGCGGGCCGAGCCGCGCAUGCGCGCCGACCACGUGGUGCUGGGCAAGGGCCCGCCGGGCGGCGUCUGGCAGACCAUGGACGGCAACGUGCUGACCAUCAGCCUGGGCAGCUGGAUGGAGCUGCCGGACCUGCCGUUCAGGCGCUGGGAGGCGGGCCAGGCGGGGUGCGGGCAGCCCCCGCGCGACUCCCGGGUGCCCGCGCGCCUGGUCGCGCGCUACUACGCCGACUACGUGCGCGCCAAGAGGCUGGCGCGCUACUUCCGCGACGGGGCCGUCGUCACGGCAGUCACCCCGCUCGAGGCCCCGCUCGACACUACCUCCUGCUGCUGUAGCGGGCGGGAGCGACGCGCGCGCUGGAAGGUGGAGGGCCACGACGCGGCCAGCGGCCAGGCCUUCAGCUACGUGUGCCGCGCCGUGGUGCUGGCCACGGGCGGCCACGACCUGCCCAACCGCCUGCGCGCGCCGGGCGAGCUGGAGAACCCCUGGGUGCUGCACGACGUGUCGCGGCUCGAGCGCGCGCUGGACGCCGUGGCGGCCGAGCACGGCGUGGCCAGGGACGGCACGGCCAGGGAGGCUAGCUGCGACCCGGUGGUGAUCGUGGGCGCGGGCCUGAGCGCGGCGGACGCCGUGAUGGCCGCCCGGUUCCGGGGCCUGCCCGUGGUGCACGUGUUCCGCGGCACGGCCCCGCAGUUCAGCGGCCGGCAGCUGCCCGUCGACAUGUACCCCGAGUACCACAAGGUGCACCAGAUGAUGACGGACCGGGGCCGCUCCUACCCCCUGUACACGGCGCUGCCCGAGCACCAGGUGCUGGAGAUAGCGGGCGACAGGAAGGUGCUGCUGCAGGGGCCCGACGGCAAGACCUCGGCGUGCCGCGCCUCCGUGGUGGCGGUCCUGAUCGGCUCCCGCCCGGACCUGGGGUUCCUGCCCCCGGGCCUGGCGCUCGCCGUCGACCCCUCCCGGCCCCUCGACUGCCACCACAACCCGGCGCAGGUGGAUCCGUUUAGCUACGCGGCGGUCCGCGCGCCGCCGGGGCUGUACGUGUUGGGGCCGCUCGCGGGGGACAACUUCGUGCGGUUCAUCCUGGGCGGGGCCAUCGCGGCGGCCGGGGACAUCCUGCGGGACUGCGCCGCCCCGCUGUGACAUCCCGUUACUGUCCGACACCGUGUGGCACGUUUUGUCAAUAAAAAUUUCAGUUAUAUUGUUUUUUUGAGUACACUUCAAUUUUCGGAAAAAUGUUUUUUUUUUUAAUUUCCUGAAUAUAAAUGGCACAGUGUCUUUCCAAGCUGUUGGGCUUAAUCGGUCAUGGAACACAACGUAUGUUUGCAUUUUGAGUGUGUGUACAGUCAUUGUAACAUUUUAUGUUUUAAUUUGACGGGAAAAAAAAUUCCCUCUUCCCUUCACCCGUGCGUUUCAUGUUCGGUACAGCCAUUGUUUGCGGGUGCGGGGAUUGGAAUCGAAGGAAGCCUGCUGACCUGAUUGGCUGCUCCCGCUGAGCCGUACAGCUUCGCGAGCCGCUCGUCUGCGGUGGCCGUUGUUUCGUGAGGUUCGUACCGGGAACAACGUCGUUGCCAGCACAGCGAAUGCAAGCAGGCCGACAUUGCUAAUGCCGGUGAUCGUACAAGUAUUAAAUGCGUACUAGUGAGAAAAUCAUGCUUGGUGCAGGUAGUUUUAGCAUGUUACUUAAUCUCUGCACAUGUGAUACUUAAAAGUUGUAUUUGGUAAUUGGUGAAUACUAUUGUGAGGUGUAGUUUGUCGUAAAUAAAAUUUCAGUUUGGGGAAAAAAAUAAUGUUUUAGUUCCUGGUUUUAUGAUUUCAUUUAAAAUUUAAACAUAUUCUCAUCAUUAUAUUUUAUUUUAAUGAAAAUUAAUAUUUAUAUUUUUCUAUUUCCAGUUUUCAGUAUAAUUUUUUCAUUAAUAAAACCUAUUAUUUGGUGGCUGUUUUUCCAAGAAAUUUAGUGGAGUAAAAAUUCGUUUUACUGCAUUUUUUUUUCUUCUGUAGCUUUAUUUCAUCAAAUGAUACACUUCCUGGAUGAUUAAUAAUUAAUUUUACAGAUGUUUCUGUGGGUUAAUACAUGAUAUUACCAAAGUGAUAUUUAUUUUAGCCGUUGGGAACUAUUUUUUUACCUUUUAAUCAGGUUGACACUUGGUUUAUUGGGGUAAGUAGUAUUAAAAUUUUUAUUAAUUCUGCAUUCCAACUUAAAUAUAUCUAAGUCACUUGUUAAAUUUUAUUGAAUGAAAAUUUUCUUGCUGGGACAUUUAUAUUCGAAACAGAUCCAGAUUGAAUACAUACGUAAUGCGCACAGUAACCGGUUACAGUUCUUUAAUUUGUCCAAUUAUGUCUUUUCGAAACAAGGUUUCUGUCUGGAAAUGUGUGUGGUGACAUAAUAAUUCAAGACCUUCUUCAUGGAUUAUGUGUUUGUGUAUGUUAUAAUAUGUGUAUUUAAAAAUAUAUGUUUAGAAAAAUCUUUGGUAUUAUCAAUUAAUAGAUCAAUGUGUGGCCAUUAGGGGUUUUGCAAUUUUGGAGUGAGAGAUAAUUGAAAUAAUUUAUUACUUGCGUACUAUGUUCGGUCUAUUUUUGUAACUACAAAUGAGUGGUAGGUCAAAUUCCAAUUUUCUCGAAUCCGAAUCUCAAAUUCAAAUCCCAGAGAGUAGUAACUCAAAUAUACCCCUUCGAAUCUGAAGCUAGGUGUAAAGGGUCAAAAAUAAAAUAAUUUACAACAAAUUAUAAAUUAUGGUGUUGAAACAACCCUUUAAAUGUUUGCUUCACUAACUUACAUUCCAGAAUCAAUGCAUAAUGUAAUUUUAUUUUUAAAAUUGCAUGUUGAUAAUACAAUUAUUAAGACAUGACAGGACAGGUAUGAAGAAAAAUUUUACCUGGUAAACUUCAGAGGUUAGGAGUGUUAAAUUUUUAAUUCAUUUAAUUUCCUUUAAAAUUUUCCUUUGAAUAUAGAUUCUUCAAACACUAAGGAUUUGAUGGUAUUUGAGUAUUUGAUUGGUCCAGCCCUACCAAAAAUUAAAUUUUUGUUUAAAGUAAUGUUAAAAAUGUUUUGUUGACUGCAAUUAAACAGUUUAUUUUCUGUGUUAAGGCUAUUAAAUUUGUACUUUUUUAUAAUUUACUACACAAAAAUAUAUUUAAAUGUGUUGUAUCUAUAAGGGUUAUUUUCUGAAUUGACAGUUGGCAUAAUGUAAUUACACCCAUUUACAUACUGAUGAAAACAUUUUAUCUCAAAUAACAUUCAGGAAUUCUUUCCUUUGUGAUUGCUGACAUAGUAAAUAAUGGAUAAGUGGGAGUAGUUUCAUGUAGAAAAAUUGUAGCAUUAUUGCUGUGGUAGUAUUAAUAGUGUGCCUUAUGAUGUAAUUGUUAUACAGAAUUGCUGUGCACGUGUUGGCAAUUUUUUUUUCUACACGUUUAUACUGAUCAGAUUAUUUUGUAAGAACGUAGUGAUAUUAAAAAAAAAAUAUUUCAGUUAUCAA
This is a messenger RNA of Bacillus rossius redtenbacheri, 4175 nucleotides long. Its product is annotated as oxidative stress-induced growth inhibitor 1-like. The transcript is spliced from 8 exons. The coding region runs from base 376 to 1842 and encodes 488 amino acids. Lineage: Eukaryota; Metazoa; Arthropoda; Insecta; Phasmatodea; Bacillidae. The record is from RefSeq and is a predicted model, not a curated record.